Molecule: messenger RNA, 942 nt
Organism: Megalopta genalis
Lineage: Eukaryota; Metazoa; Arthropoda; Insecta; Hymenoptera; Halictidae
Source: RefSeq, a predicted model, not a curated record
GGGCUACCCUCCUGUUCGAAGCGCGUCUCAUCAUUUUAUUGCAACUACUGAUCGUACUAUUCAGACCAGACAUUGCGGAUCGUGAAAAUAGAGUGAAACCCGUGUCGCCGCUAAAUCUGCGAAAUGAGUACGAUUUCGUGGUGGUUGGAGCUGGAUCAGCUGGAUCAGUGAUAGCCAAUCGGCUGUCAGAGAAUGGAAAUUGGACGGUGCUCCUGGUGGAAGCUGGGCCGGAUGAACCGGAACUCUCUGAUGUGCCUGCGAUGUGUCCGAUUCUGCAAUUGUCCCCUCUGGACUGGCAAUUCAAAACUGAAUCGUCGAACAACUAUUGUCAGGCAAUGUACAAGCAGCAGUGCAACUGGCCGCGUGGCAGGGUUCUCGGAGGUAGCAGUGUGCUGAACGCAAUGCUCUAUAUCCGUGGCAACAAGAAAGACUACGACAACUGGGAAAAAGAGGGAAAUCCAGGCUGGGACUACGACAGUGUGCUGCCUUAUUUUAAGAAGUCCGAAGACAUGAGGAUUGAAGAAUACCAAAAUUCGCCUUAUCACCACACUGGCGGUUACUUGACCGUUGAGCACUUCAGGUACCAAACUCCCAUGACCAAGUAUCUGGUAAAGGCUACCACAGAACUAGGAUACGAUGUCCUGGAUGUCAAUGGACCUACUCAAACCGGGGUCACCAUUUCCCAGGGUACUUUGAGAGACGGGUUACGAUGCAGUACUGCGAAAGCUUUCCUUCGGUCUGCUUCCAAGAGGAAAAAUCUGGAUGUGAGCAUACUCUCGACUGUGGAGAAGAUUCUGAUAAGCGAAGACGACGAUUCAAAGACAGCAUAUGGCGUCAAAUUUCGAGUAGGCCUGAUCAGCUAUACAGUCACAGCAAAACGCGAGGUCAUUUUAUCAGCUGGCGUUAUACAAUCGCCGCAAUUGCUCAUGCUGUCCGGUAUCG